GGCCGCGAGCGCCGCCUCCCAGCCCGCGCCGCCGCGAUGGCGGAGGACAGCGAGUCCGCGGCCAGCCAGCAGAGCCUGGAGCUGGACGACCAGGACACGUGCGGGAUCGACGGGGACAAUGAGGAGGAGACGGAGCACGCCAAAGGAAGUCCCGGAGGGGAUUUGGGUGCCAAAAAGAAAAAGAAGAAACAGAAGAGAAAAAAGGAGAAACCAAAUUCUGGAGGCACCAAGUCAGACUCAGCAUCUGAUUCCCAGGAGAUUAAAAUUCAGCAGCCUUCAAAAAAUCCCACCAUUCCAAUGCAGAAGUUGCAGGAUAUCCAGAGGGCAAUGGAGCUGUUAUCUGCCUGCCAGGGCCCCGCCAGGAACAUUGAUGAGGCUGCCAAACACAGAUACCAGUUUUGGGACACCCAGCCGGUACCCAAACUAAAUGAAGUAAUAACAUCUCAUGGUGCAAUUGAGGCUGAUAAAGAAAGCGUGCGCCAGGAACCAUAUUCCUUGCCACAGGGUUUUACGUGGGACACGUUAGAUCUGGGUAACGCCGAAGUGCUCAGGGAGUUGUACACCCUGCUGAACGAGAAUUACGUGGAAGACAACGACAACAUGUUCCGGUUUGACUAUUCGCCCGAGUUCCUGUUGUGGGCUCUGCGUCCCCCAGGCUGGCUCCCUCAGUGGCACUGUGGGGUCAGGGUAUCUUCGAACAGAAAACUAGUGGGGUUCAUUAGUGCUAUCCCCGCAAGCAUCCGGAUCUACGAAAGCGUGAAGAAGAUGGUCGAAAUCAACUUUCUCUGUGUGCAUAAGAAAUUGAGAUCGAAACGGGUAGCCCCGGUGUUGAUUCGAGAAAUAACCAGAAGAGUGAACCUGGAGGGGAUUUUCCAGGCCGUUUAUACUGCUGGUGUGGUUCUUCCUAAGCCAGUGGCCACGUGCAGAUACUGGCAUCGCUCACUCAACCCCAGAAAGCUGGUAGAAGUCAAAUUUUCUCACUUGAGUAGAAAUAUGACUUUGCAGAGAACAAUGAAGCUAUACAGACUUCCGGAUGUUACAAAAACUGCAGGCUUGAGGCCAAUGGAACCAAGAGAUAUCAAAGCCGUUCAAGAACUAACCAACAGUUACCUGAAGCAGUUUCAUUUAGCCCCGGUGAUGGAUGAAGAGGAAGUAGCCCACUGGUUCCUCCCCCAAGAGCACAUCAUUGACACUUUUGUAGUGGAGAAUGCCAGUGGUAAGCCAACUGACUUCCUGAGCUUCUACACACUCCCCUCCACAGUCAUGCACCACCCAGCUCACAAGAGCCUCAAAGCCGCCUACUCCUUCUACAACAUCCACACCGAGACGCCGCUGCUGGACCUCAUGACCGACGCGCUCAUCCUCGCCAAGCUGAAAGGAUUUGAUGUAUUCAAUGCACUAGAUUUGAUGGAAAAUAAGACAUUUUUGGAAAAACUCAAGUUUGGCAUAGGAGAUGGCAAUUUACAGUAUUACUUGUACAAUUGGAGAUGUCCAGGAACAGAGUCCGAAAAGGUUGGGCUUGUAUUACAAUAGAUGGAUAUUUCUAUUUCGAGAACUCUAACAUCAUCACUCAUAAAUAUUCUAGUUCGUGAUUCCUAGAACUGUCAUUCCAAAGAAGAAUAAAAGCACAACAGAAGUGAAAUCGAAGUAGUCAGUAACAGAAAAGGUGAAAAAGCAUCCCUUCGCGACCAGCAGAAAGCAUUCCUAGCUAGGACAUCAACACUCACCCUUUUCUUUCACUGUUUACCCAUUUGUGGGAGAUGAAAGGAGGGCACAAAGAGCACGUUCCUGUCAUUUUCAACCUUCCAUUGUCUCUUGGUGAAGAGAAGCUAUUUUUUCCACUCUCUAGAAACGGGACUGCUGGUCUGUGGACUGAACAGUAGUCACAGAAUAACGUAAGGCGAUCUCUGCCCUCGUGUGGAGAUAAACUGCGGCCUUUCUGUUUAUUAAGUGUUGGUCUGUUGGUCCACGGAGCAGAAUAAAGCAGCCAUUCGGAAAGUGUCUACUUACAUGACCUCACGUGACCUCAUCGGGAAUGUCUGUGGAACCAGCACCUCUGUGACUCAGUGAUGAGCGGUGGAUGUUCAAGAGUGAGAUAGAAAUGGACUGGUGACUAUGUGUUUCUCAAGGAGCGAAGUUGCCAAAUCAGUAAACACACAGAUGUGUGCUUUCCUCUCCAACAGGUCGGUUGAAAAGCAAGGCUCUGAGCUGAGUAUGCACCCAUGAUGAAUUAGACUUUUCUGGUCCUGCACGGACUUUUGCUGCUUCUCAGCAACAGCCAGGAGAUGUGAGGAAAAGAAAAUAAAAGCUCUCAAGUCAGAAGACACGCCCAGUGGGAUCCGUCAGCGCUAUCAGGACAGUGGUGGUCGGAAUGUUAUUACUUAUGCAGAAUUGCACAUACUCCUUUAUGCUGACUCUAAUUUAUCAUAAAAGCUGUCAUGCGAUAGAAAGAUGUCUUAUUUGUAAAUAAGUAUCAUAAUUUUGUUACUGAUGAUGUUUUUAUCUAGGAUUUGAAAAACCAUGUCUCUCAGUGUACAGAGAUAUGUAUAUAUUGCCAGUAACCCAAGGGGGAAAAGAUGCUGGAUGAGGCCACGUAAACUGGCCUCAACUCCGACACCACAGAGUAAAUACUUCUUCCUGCCUUUACUGCAUUAGUGCCUAGGCCGUUCAGUCCAGAUAAUCUCACUACCUUAGACAACACGAUGCCCUUCCUUCAUGUGACAAGUAAUCAAAGGAAACCAGUCAUCCCCUCUGCCCGGCAGGACCUCGCACUAUGGCCCAUGAGCUAAAGCCAGCCAUCACCCUUUUUUGUACGGCCUACCAGCUAAGAAUGGUCUUCACAUUUCUGAAUGGUUGAGGAGAAAAAAAAUCAAAUGAGUAACGUUUUAUGACAUGAAAAUUGUAGGAAAUUCAGAUUUCAGCAUCCACAAAUAAAGUUUUAUGGGAACACA
Camelus dromedarius (Arabian camel) is the source of this 2951-nucleotide messenger RNA. It is a transcript of the gene NMT2, whose product is annotated as N-myristoyltransferase 2. The transcript has 12 exons. Gene Ontology annotation, biological process: N-terminal peptidyl-glycine N-myristoylation. Gene Ontology annotation, molecular function: glycylpeptide N-tetradecanoyltransferase activity. Lineage: Eukaryota; Metazoa; Chordata; Mammalia; Artiodactyla; Camelidae. Gene Ontology annotation, cellular component: cytoplasm. The coding region runs from base 37 to 1533 and encodes 498 amino acids. The record is from RefSeq and is a predicted model, not a curated record.